GCUAAAAUGAUUGGAAAUGUUUAAUGUGUUGCAUGGAAACUUCAUAGAAAAAAAAAAAAAAGAGUAAAUCGAUAUGUACAGAAACAAUUCGUUAAUUCUACAAAGGUUUCUGUUUUAUGUAACCCAAAAUUCUAGUCCUUUGAUACCAGGAAAAAGAAGAAAAAACAACCCAGAAAAGAUUUCAAGAAGAAAAAGAAAAUGGCAGAUACAGUUAUUGGUGUCACUAUAAAACUUGUACUGGAGAAGGUGAUUUCUCUUGCCACCAAUAGGGUGGGUUUGAUGUUAGGAUUCAAGAAGGAUUUGGAAGCCCUGCGGAAAUCAGCUGCCUUGAUCCAAGCUGUGUUGGAUGAUGCAGAGACUAAGCAGGAUGACAGCCAGAUUGUUCGAAUUUGGGUGGAGGAAGUUGAAAAGCUGGCUUUUGAUGCUACUCAUGUUUUGGAAGAGCUCAACUAUGAGAUUCUUGGUCGAAAAGUAAGAUCCAUGAACAACCCGAAUCGAUGGAAGGUACGUUUAAUGUUAUCCGCUUUCACACAUGAUCAUUCUCUUUGUUGGAAGAUUGGGUCUAAGAUUAGGGAGAUCAAUGACAAGUUAGCAGGCUUCAGUAAGGAAGCUAAUGAGAUUGGAUUAAUUAGAAUUGCAGCGGCUUCGAUAUUGAUCCCUGCUGCUAAUUCUUCUGUUGCUGGAUUCUCUAUGAAUCGAGAAAGCAACUCGCUUGUUCCACAGUUUGUUGUAGGAAGAGCUAAAGAAGAAUCUGAGAUUUUAUCCAUAUUGUUAGGCUGCUCUGACAGAAAAGUUGUUUCUGUUCUUCCCAUAGUUGGUAUGGCCGGAUUAGGGAAAACAACAUUGGUGAAAUCAGUUUACAACCACCAACAGAUCAAUAGUCAUUUUUCGAAAAAAAUUUGGAUCUGCGUGUCCGAAAAUUUUGAGGUCACAGAGUUGUUCAAAUUGAUCUUAGAGUCUUUGUGGGAAGAGGAGGUAGCAUUGUCUAGUCAAGAUGUUAUAGUUCAACACAUCCGGAAAGAGUUUCGUGGCAAAAGGUUUCUCUUAGUUCUUGACGAUGUUUGGAAUGAGAAUCCGGAAUUGUGGGAUUCAUUUCUUGUUUCCUUGGAGGGACUAAGCUCCACCAAUGGAAGUUGUUGUCUUUUGACUACUCGUCUUCUGACAACAGCAAGGAUUGUGUCUGAUCACGAACCGUAUUCUCUAGGAAAGUUAACAGAUGAUGCUUGUUGGUCCAUUAUUACACGAAAAGCGACUAAUGGUGGAACUAUGCCAGCGGAGUCCAAUGUUCUUAGAGACCAAAUCUUGAACAGGUGUCAAGGUCUACCUCUGGCUGCAAAUGCCAUAGGAGGGUUGUUGAAUUUGCAGAGAAAAGAGGAUUGGUUUCCUAUCAUUGAAAAAAAGAUUUUGAGGUUUACCAAAGGUCAUGAAGGUGGCGAUGGUGUUAUGCAAAUUCUCAAGUUGAGCUUCGACCAUUUACCAUUCAUAGCCAUUAAGAAAUGUUUUGCUUAUCUUUCAAUCUUUCCCAAGGAUGAAGAAAUGAAGGGAGAUGAACUGAUUCAACUUUGGAUGGCAGAGGGCUUUCUUUAUCAACCCAAUGUUGAGCAGGGAGGUUUACUAACGAUGGAAGAAGUAGGCGAAAAGUAUCUCAGAAUUUUAGUGCAAAGUUCCUUGUUGGAAGAAAGUUUUGGUUACGAGGGGCACCGGUAUAUAUUGCACGAUCUUGUUCAUGACCUAGCAGAAAUAGUUUCAAAGACAGAAAGAUCUGAAACAAGUAAUGGUGUGAUCAUGAUAAACCAUAAUCAGGGGAGAUACCUUGCAUUAGUCUCAUCCAAAGAAGAGAAGGAGAAUGUCUUGAAUAAUCCGCAGUUUGUUCGGACCUUAUUGACAAAUGGUAGCAUAUCACCCAAAAUGUUAGCAAAGUUUACGUACCUACACGUGCUAAAAUUUUGCAGUGAAGAAAUAGAGAAUUACUUCCCCUCCAUUAGCAAAUUGAAACAUUUAUGCUAUCUUGACCUUUCAGAUUGUAGCAUCAAGGUUUUGCCUGAAUCUCUUUGCAAGCUUUAUAAUUUGCAAACGUUAAGGCUACCUGAUUGCUAUCUAACUCUGCCGCGAAAGCUGAACAAUCUGAUCAAUUUGAGGCAUCUUUACUAUUUCAAUGUCGAUGAGGAAUUCCAAAUGCCAGAAGAGUUGGGACGGCUGACUUGUCUUCAGACGCUAGAGUUCUUCAACAUAGGAAAAGGUAACGGUUUUGGAAUAGAAGAACUCGGUUACAUGAAUGAACUCAAAGGUUGUCUGGUGAUACGCAAUCUUGAUUUAGUGAAAGGAGAACAAGGAGCGAAACUAGCGAAUUUGUCAGAAAAGCGAAACCUGAGGAGGUUAGAUUUGCAUUGGGGAAUCAUAAAUCACCAUGGAACUGGCGAUGAGAAUGUGUUGGAAGGCCUCACACCUCAUCCAAAUUUACAAGAGCUGAUUAUUUUCCGUUUUAUGGGUAGUCUGUUCCCUGAAUGGCUUGGAAAGUUGCCAAUGUUAGUCAGAUUGGAGUUAUUAGAUUGCGAGAAUUGCACUCAUCUCUCAGGACUUGAACAUCUGCCAUGUCUAGAAACUCUUACAUUAACCCGAAUGAAGAACUUGACUGAAUGGAACAACGGAGAAGCUAGCAAUGAUGAUGUUGUUCAGUAUCCCCAGCUCAAAAACUUGCAUAUAAAUGAUUGUUGCCGACUGAUUACCACUCCAACUCACUUCCCAAGUCUUCAUUCCUUGUGCAUACAUGAAAAUGUGCAGUCUCUGGUGGUUAAAAAUAUACUUACAAGCGAAGCGCGCAACACUUUGGAGCAUUUCUCAAUAGAUGUUUUGGACGGAAUAAGUAGUCUCUCUGAUGUGGUUGGGGUACCUCACCAAAACCAACUCUAUACAAAUCAUCUCACCUCCCUCAAAUCCCUUGAGAUUCGAAGCUGCACAGGUUUGAGCAUUAUACCAAGUUACACACUACAAGGUUGUAAAUCUCUUGAGAAUGUUCUUGUAUAUAAUUGUCCACAUCUGGUGUCCUGCUCACUUGAUUUGCAUCAACUUCCUUCUCUGUCAACACUUGAGUUCAUUCAUUGCCGGAAAUUGUUCAUUCAAAAUGAUGUCCCAGAGGAUUUAGUCACCUCAAACACUUAACCAGCUUGUGCAUUGGUCCUUUCUCAGAUGAUUCAAUUGAUCUGUUUGAUUGGCCUGGAUUGUUAUCUUGUUCAUCCACCCUCAGGCAUCUAGCGGUAUCUGGGUCGUCUCAAAUGCAGACUCUGCCAGAUCAGCUCCAGGGCUUCAGUUUCUUAAAAUAUUUAAAUCUCGAGGGCUUCGGAUCUUUGGAAAGUUUACCUGAGUGGUUGGGAAACCUGGUGUCUCUGGAAACACUCUUUCUUAGAAGCUUUCCAAAGCUUCGAUUCUUACCCUCAUUGAAUGUUAUGGGACGUCUGGUUGCAUUAAGAUCAAUGUGGAUUACUGAUUGCCCUCUUCUAAAAGAAACAGCCAAGCGCGAUUUCGGCCGUCCCAAUUCAGACUGGUCAAGCAUUGCUUCUGAACUUCCUAAUCUCCUAGUUCGUAUUGAUGGUUCCCUCACCACCGAGUAAAGGUUUUCAGUUUCAGCUGUGGAUGAUUUUUCCAUUUUAACUUUCACUUCUUUGAUGGUGUUUUUUUCACUUCCAAUGUUUCCUUCUUGCAAACAUUAGUGAAUACUAUUAUGCUGGCGAGUAUAAUACUAUUUAAG
This is a messenger RNA of Oldenlandia corymbosa var. corymbosa, 3745 nucleotides long. NCBI's taxonomy places the organism in Eukaryota, Viridiplantae, Streptophyta, Magnoliopsida, Gentianales, Rubiaceae. The record is from the annotation of a GenBank genome assembly.